AUCAGCGCGCGUGCGCUGUCGCUUCUACCUGCCCCUCGGAACUCUUCUGAAGCGUAGCGACUGCUUCCCCCUAGGCCCAUUGACUUGUGGUUCCGCGGGCUGCCCCGUUGCCCCGGCGACGGCGGCCAGGCGCGGCGUCCUCUUCGCUUUGCCGGGGCCCGCGGGUAGUUAGACGGUGAAAAAGCAGUCUGGCUCCCGAGAUCCACCCCCUGCACCCCAGGGUCCACAUGGCGGCCAACGUGGGUGACCAGCGUAGCACAGAUUGGUCUUCUCAGUACAGCAUGGUGGCUGGGACUGGCAGAGAGAAUGGCAUGGAGACGCCCAUGCAUGAGAACCCCGAGUGGGAGAAGGCCCGCCAGGCCCUGGCCAGCAUCAGCAAAGCAGGAGCUGCUGGUAGCUCGAAGGCCAGCAGCAAUGGCCCUGUGGCCAGUGCACAAUAUGUGUCUCAGGCAGAGGCCUCGGCUCUGCAGCAGCAGCAGCAGUACUACCAGUGGUACCAGCAGUACAACUACGCGUAUCCCUACAGCUACUAUUAUCCCAUGAGCAUGUACCAGGGCUAUGGCUCCCCCUCCCAGUAUGGGAUGGCCGGCUCCUACGGCUCAGCCACCCCCCAGCAGCCUUCAGCACCCCAGCACCAAGGGACUCUGAACCAGCCCCCAGUCCCCGGCAUGGACGAGAGCAUGGCUUACCAGGCCUCUCCACAGCAGCUGCCAGCAGCCCAGCCCCCUCAGCCUGCAAACCCCCCGCACGGGGCCCAUGCUCUGAGCAAUGGGCCCCAGCCUGGAACAGCACCUGCAACGCAGCACAGCCAGGCGGGCCCCCCUGCAGGCCAGGCCUAUGGGCCGCACACCUACCCCGAGCCUGCAAAGCCCAAGAAGGGCCAGCAACUGUGGAACCGCAUGAAGCCGGCCCCCGGAACAGGGGGUCUCAAGUUUAACAUUCAGAAGCGACCCUUUGCUGUCACCAGCCAGAGCUUUGGCUCCAGUGCAGAGGGCCAGCACAGCAGCUUCGGCCCCCAACCCAACCCGGAGAAAGCCCAGAGCCACAGCGGACCUUCCCCUCGGGGGAACCUAUCUGGGAAGCCUGACGAUUGGCCGCAGGACAUGAAGGAGUAUGUGGAGCGUUGCUUCACAGCCUGCGAGUCGGAGGAGGAUAAGGACCGGACGGAGAAGCUACUCAAGGAGGUUCUGCAGGCUCGGCUGCAGGAUGGCUCUGCCUACACUAUCGACUGGAGCCGCGAGCCUCUGCCGGGAGAACCCUGGGGUUGCUCCCUCUCCUGCACUGCAGCAGCCGAGUCAUUGGGGCUGACCAGGGAGCCUGUGGCUGAGAGCCCCAAGAAGAAGCGGUGGGAGGCCCCUAGCAGCCUUCACCCUCCCAGGGGGGCAGGCUCAGUGACCAGGGGCGGGGGUGCCCAGUCCCAGCGAGGGACGCCAGGGGCUGGGGGUGCUGGCCGAGCCCGGGGCAGCAGCUUCGCCAAGUUCGGCAACCGAAAUGUCUUCAUGAAGGACAACAGCUCUUCCUCCAGCACGGACUCGCGCUCCCGCUCCUCCUCUAGAUCGCCUACGCGCCACUUUCGGAGAAGUGACUCCCACUCAGACUCCGACAGCUCCUACUCAGGGAAUGAGUGUCACCCUGUGGCCCGCAGGAACCCGCCCCCCAAGGGCCGAGGGGGUCGGGGGGCCCACAUGGACCGCGGCCGAGGCAGGGCACAGCGGGGAAAGAGACAUGAUCUGGCUUCCACCAAGCGUAGCCGCAAGAAGAUGGCAGCGCUGGAGUGUGAGGAUCCAGAGCGUGAGCUGAAGAAGCAGAAGCGCGCCGCUCGCUUCCAGCAUGGGCACUCCCGCCGCCUUCGCCUCGAGCCCCUGGUGCUGCAGAUGAGCAAUUUAGACAGUGGCGGGGCUGACCCCGACUGGCAGGAGCUGCAGAUUGUGGGCACCUGCCCAGACAUCACCAAGCACUACCUGCGCCUCACCUGUGCCCCUGACCCUUCCACUGUGCGCCCUGUGACAGUCCUAAAGAAGUCCCUGUGCAUGGUCAAGUCCCACUGGAAGGAGAAGCAGGACUAUGCCUUUGCCUGCGAGCAGAUGAAGUCCAUUCGGCAGGAUCUGACGGUACAAGGUGUCCGAACCGAGUUCACUGUGGAGGUGUAUGAGACCCAUGCCCGCAUUGCCUUGGAGAAGGGUGACCACGAAGAGUUCAACCAGUGCCAGACACAGCUGAAGUCUCUGUACGCAGAGAACUUGUCAGGCAACGUGGGUGAAUUCACUGCCUAUCGGAUCCUCUACUACAUCUUCACCAAGAACUCAGGAGACAUCACCACGGAGCUGGCCUACCUCACACGGGAGCUGAAGGCAGACCCUUGUGUGGCCCACGCGUUGGCAUUGCGGGCAGCCUGGGCCCUGGGCAAUUACCACCGCUUCUUCCGGCUCUACUGCCAUGCACCUUGCAUGUCCGGCUACCUCGUGGACAAGUUUGCAGACCGGGAGCGCAAGACCGCCCUCAAGGCAAUGAUCAAAACGUAUGUGGCACCGUGCUGUGGCUCUGCCACGCCUCCCACCCUCCCCAUGCUCCUGGCGGCCUGGGGCCUUCUGCCCUCCUGCUGGAGUCCUCCUGUGCCCUCGGUUACCUGCCCUUUUACUGUCCUCCCUUCCAGGUCCCCUUUUCUGGCUGACCUCCCCGCUUUCUGUCCUCCAUGCUCCUGGUCCCUUCUGUCCUCCAGCUCAUGUCUGCGGGGAUCUGGCUCAGCUGGGCUGUGUCGCCCCCUGCAGGCCCCCGCCUGCCUGUUGCAAUUCCUCAGUGCCCCCACACUAGAGAAACUUGGAGAACUCAGCCUGCCCUUGCAGUUUUGGUCUUUAGCCAAGGCCCAGUUCCCAUUCAGCCCCUUGGGGAGUGGCAGAAGUGCUGAGGGACUGCAGGGCUGGGGGCUGGUGGUUGAGGCGUGGACCUUAGUUCUCUAUUCCAGUGGAAAUGGCCCCAGGGACAAUGGGACCACACACACAGUUGAUUAUCAUGUGAGGGGUAUGCUGCAGGCGUCCAGCAGGCAUCCAGCACCCCAGGACCCCAGAUGUCAGCUUGCUCAGGCUGAGACAUCCUGGUCUGCCCAAUGGCAGAAGGGCUGUAGGGAGCCAAGGGAGGUCUGUGGCAGAGGGUAGGACUCGGCUGAAGGCUGCGAACCCAGGCUGCCACUCCAGCCAGACAGGGAGAGGCUGUACCAGGUUGAGCCCGUGGCACAGGAUCCCUGGUUGGCGGGGAGGGAAGGGGUGGAGCCGCACAGCCCUCAGGUUGGUGCUGCACCGGGCACACCCUAGGGCAAUGGUUACACGUCCGUUCCUUUUGUGUUACUGGCUAUUUCUGACCUCCCUUUUGUGCCUCUGGGAGGCUGGCCUGGCCUUUAGCAGGUGAGACCCUCUCAGAUCUCAGAACUGUUCAUAACGAGGCAGGAAGCCAGCCCCAGUGGCAGAAAGGUGGCACCAGGGUCAGGACAGGCUUUGCAGGCAGCACUUGGUGGGAGUACAGCCCAAGCCAGUGCAGGGAGCAGCUCUGCAACCUGUAGGGAGGCCCCAAGUCAGCAGGAUGCUGUUCAGACAGCUGUCUCCUGCACAGUGCCUAGGUGCCAGCUGACACGCCUGUGCCUGGGGCACUUUGGCCCCGCAGGCAGCUGGCCCUGCCCUCUGCCCACACCGAUCCCUCCUCGGGGGGGUCUGGCUCCAGCCCCUCCACUCCUGUUCCCUCUCCUUUCUGGACAGGUAAGUGCAGGUGAGGGGGGUACAGCUGGGGACUGGGGCCUCCAGCCUGACUCGGGGCCCCUCGAGCCCCGGGGGAGGUCGGGAGGCUGGGGCCGACAGCAGGGGCCAUACUCAGGAAACCCGUGGGUGCCGAGGGGGACACCGCUCCCCGCUCGGGCCGCGCCCUCCACCCGCUUCAGCCCUCUCUCCUCUUGUCUCCGUAGCUUCCGCCCUGCGCUGCCCGUCUCCUACCUGCAGGCCGAGCUGGCCUUCGAGGGCGAGGCCGCCUGCCGGGCCUUCCUAGAGCCCCUGGGCCUGGCCUACACGGGCCCCGACAACUCCAGCAUCGACUGCCGCCUCAGCCUGGCGCAGCUGCCAGCCUUCUGAGCACCAGCGCCCGGGCAGGCGCCCGGCG
Cavia porcellus (domestic guinea pig) is the source of this 4140-nucleotide messenger RNA. RefSeq names its product leukocyte receptor cluster member 8 (gene Leng8). Lineage: Eukaryota; Metazoa; Chordata; Mammalia; Rodentia; Caviidae. Bases 228 to 3152 code for a protein of 974 amino acids. The transcript has 16 exons. Gene Ontology annotation, cellular component: nucleus. The record is from RefSeq and is a predicted model, not a curated record.